CAUGAUACGUUUCCUGUCAAGAUGGCGGAUAAUCUCCCUUCGGAGUUUGAUGUGAUCGUGAUAGGGACGGGUUUGCCUGAAUCCAUCAUUGCGGCUGCAUGUUCAAGAAGUGGACAGAGAGUUCUGCAUGUUGAUUCAAGAAGCUACUAUGGAGGAAACUGGGCCAGUUUCAGCUUUUCAGGACUGUUGUCCUGGAUAAAGGAAAAUCAGGAAAACAAUGACAUUACAAAUGAAAGUUCACCAUGGCAAGAACAUGUCCUUGAAAAUGAAGAGGCCAUUGCUCUUAGCCAGAAGGACAAAACCAUUCAACAUGUGGAAGUAUUUUGUUAUGCUAGUCAGGAUUUACAUGACGAAGUUGAAGAAGCUGGUGCACUGCAGAAAAAUCCCGCAUCUGUGACAUCUGUGAAGUCCCCAGGAGCUGCAGAGUCUGCCUGCCUUGCCACAGAAGAUGAGUCAUUAAGCAGUGCGAGCUGUGAAAUGCCUGCAGAACAAACUCCAAGCAGUGAUCCCAAGAGCACCCCGGAAGUAAAUGAUGCUGAAGGGACAGGAGGGAAGGAAAACCACUGUGAUGACAGAAGCUCAGAAGAAGAAGCAAACACAAAUGUGCCCACAGCAGCAGACGCAAAAGAGCAACUGAAAACAAAUAGGAUUACUUAUUCACAAAUUAUUAAAGAAGGCAGGAGAUUUAAUGUUGAUUUGGUAUCAAAGCUGCUCUAUUCUCGAGGAUUGUUAAUUGAUCUUCUGAUCAAAUCUAAUGUUAGUCGUUAUGCGGAGUUUAAAAACGUUACCAGGAUUCUUGCAUUUCGAGAAGGAAGAGUGGAACAGGUCCCAUGUUCCAGAGCAGAUGUUUUUAAUAGCAAACAACUUAGUAUGGUAGAGAAGCGGAUGCUAAUGAAAUUCCUUACAUUUUGCCUGGAGUAUGAGGAACAUCCUGAUGAGUAUAAAGGAUAUGAAGAGGUUACAUUUUCUGAAUACUUAAAAACUCACAAAUUAACUGCCGGCCUCCAAUAUUUUGUUCUGCAUUCGAUUGCAAUGACGUCAGAGACAGCCACCACAACCUUAGAUGGCCUCAAAGCUACCAAACACUUUCUUCACUGCCUUGGGCGAUAUGGCAACACCCCAUUUUUGUUUCCUUUGUAUGGCCAAGGAGAAAUCCCACAAUGCUUCUGCAGGAUGUGUGCUGUAUUUGGUGGAAUCUAUUGUCUUCGUCAUCCAGUGCAGUGCCUUGUAGUGGACAAAGAAUCCAGAGAAUGUAAAGCAGUCAUUGAUCAAUUUGGUCAGAGAAUAAACUGUAAGCAUUUCCUGGUGGAAGACAGUUACCUUUCUGAGAGCAUUUGCUCACGUGUACAAUACAGGCAGAUCUCCCGGGCAGUCCUGAUUACAGAUAGAUCUGUACUAAAAACAGAUUCAGAUCAACAGAUUUCCAUUUUGACAGUACCAGCAGAGGAACCAGGAACUUCUGCUGUUCGGGUCAUUGAGUUAUGUUCUUCAACGAUGACAUGCAUGAAAGGCACCUAUUUGGUUCAUUUGACUUGCACAUCUUCUAAAACAGCAAGAGAUGAUUUAGAACCAGUUGUGCAGAAAUUGUUUACUCCGUAUUCUGAAAUGGAAAUAGAAAAGGAAGAAGUUGAAAAGCCGAGAAUUUUAUGGGCUCUGUACUUCAACAUGAGAGAUUCUUCAGACAUCAACAGGAACUGUUACAAUGAUUUGCCACCCAAUGUUUAUGUGUGCUCUGGCCCAGAUGCUGCUUUAGGAAAUGACAAUGCAGUCAAACAGGCUCAAACCAUUUUUCAGCAAAUCUACCCAAACGAAGACUUCUGUCCACCCCCACCAAAUCCGGAAGACAUUGUGCUUGAAGGAGAGACUUCACAGCCAGAGACUUCAGAAUCCAUUCCCAAAUCAGAGGGCAACUCAGAGACUCCUGAGGAAAGUGUGAACCCGGAAGACCCACCGGCAGCCUCUGAAUAAUGCCUAAUCACCAAAGUAAAGACCUCACUUUUGAAAUCUGCCUGGUCUCAGUUUUCUUGAUGGAGCAACUGUUUGAGCAGUGUUAGAAAGCAGCAGCCAAUUGACACAUAGAACUAUAAGGAGAAACAGGUCAUGGAAAUCCUAAAGGGGAUUUUUUUUUUUUCUUGAAGAGGACAUUCCAACAACACAGACUACUUCUAAAGCACAGCGACUUGCCUAUUUUAAAUCUGUGAGAUUAACAGAUGAAAUUAUGGAUGAAUUGACUCCCAGGAAUCGUUAAGGAUAUGAAAACGGUCCUAUGCAUUGUCAGUAAUUCUGUGCUAUUAGCACAACUUUUAAGCCACAGCUUCAGAAUAAGCUCACGUUUCCUUUGAUUAUUUGAAGUAUAACUUCUCUACUGAUAUGAACAUGAUGACAUACACUAUAAAAGCAUACAUCUAAAUUGAGAUAAAGUAUCAUGAUCCAGGCAUCAGCCUAUCCUGUGUUUGCAAAAUAUUUGUUUUGUCUUUUGAGAAGUAUUGAAAUUUUAAGAUGCUUAAGUAUUUUUAUAAACAAAUCACAAAUCCACUAUCCAUCAGUAUUUGUAAUAUUAAUAGUGAUAUUUACAUGACUCAUCCACAUACCGGGUAAGCUCAGUAACGAAGAGGUGAAAGAAUGAAAUGAAAGGUUAAGAUAGGCUCAUUGGUAUUUGGAGUUUCUGUCCAGACAACUACCUGGAAUAUUAGCCUAAUUGUCUUGAGAUCUAAAUUAGUUUGGCUAUGCUGCUUAUGAUGUUAAGAAAGUUUGGGGCUCCAAUUUCUCCACGUGUUAAAUAGAAAUAGCAAUACCCCCCUGUCUACUCUAUGAAAAUGAUAAGUAUAGUGCCGCCCAUAGGAUGGUUUUUUUCUUAAAGAAAAGUUGCUUCAGAAUUUUCUCAUUGGGUUGAGUAUGAAUGUCAGAAAUCUCAUGUAGUAAAGCAUUGCUGUCCCCAAGAAAAUGAGCAGUGUGUUUGCUACACUGAAUUUUUUUCAAAAUGAAAGCCUUUUUCAUGAAAUAUUAUUUUUAAAGUUUUAUAGGCUAGUAUACAUGAUGAUGCAUAGAAUCAUAGUUUUGAAGUUCUGUAGGGAAAACUUCAUAUUCCUUUCUGAGAGGUCAACUUUAAACAACCAAGGACUGAAUUGAGUAGGGCAGUUCAUAAACCCUAUUCUACUUCCCACAUAAAAAUGUUGGAGCUGUACAUAGGCAGGAAAUGUACUUACAGUGACAGUGCCUAUAUUUAAAUUUUCCCAAAUGCCAAGCCCUGAUGGCCUACUUUUUCCAAGCAAUAGUUCGGAUUUGCAGCUGCCUCAUAAAGAGACAAAAGUUCUUGUUGCAUGCCCUUACCUGUAUCACCUGUCAGGGGGCCAUGACUCCAGUGGAAAGCACACAGUUUGUACACCUCAGCUCAGUGGCUCCCUGACUUCAACAGGUUAUGCAGGCAGACUUUUGUAGAAAUGAAAGAACCAAGGAAUGUGUCUCCUGCCUCAUCUUCCUCUACCCCUGCAGAUAUUGUUGAAUCUACAAGGAAAAAAUUCCUAGCCUCUCAGGCUGCUCCUAAGCUCACCUCCAACUGUACAGCCCCUUCCCUGUCUCUGUAGCCUCCUCUUCCUCUCUCUUCCUCUUUUGUAACGUCACAUAAAUCAGGGACAAUAGAAUCACAUUAUAACCUACUUUGCUAUAGGGAUUUCAGAUCAUAAGGCAAAUCAUGUUUCCUGAAACCCACUAAGGCUUGCACCAACUGCCUUGUACUUUCCUUUAGUAAACUAGGCAUUGGUCCUGCCCCUCAAUACCAGCAAUAUAAAAGGUUUCACUAACAGAGACUUGAAUCAGAAUGCAAUUGCAGUAAGUGGCACCUACAAAGAUAACCUUUGUUAGAGUUUAGGGCUCCUGAAUACAUCAUAGCAUUUUAUGCAAACAAUCAGGGUAGGCCUAGAAUAGCUAGACAAAUUCUGAUAGCCUUACUGCAGCUGUCUAUGUAGAACAAUGAUGGAGAUGCUUUAUGAUUUCAUUGGCCAGCCCACAUUGUAUCUAUCUCAUCCAUCAGCCAGCAUUGGAAUCUCUUCUAGAUCAUUAAUUACAUACUGUUGAAAUGUUUCAAAGCUCCUGACUUUGAUGUUUAAAUUAUUUGUGAGUUAAUGGUUGAGAUAUACUGAUGCUAAAUACCAUGAUAGAGAACUUUAAAUAUUAACUGUUGCCUCAGAAUGUAAUAGAAAUUAUUGUAAGAACUUUCUUAAGUCCGAAAUCAUAUGAAUGAAAAUCUUGUACAUAAUGCAAACUUUUCUGUAGCAGCGUAAGUUUUAAAAUUGUUAAAACAUUUUGAUGUGUGUGUUGAAAAUAUUUAGUUAUGCAUGCUUAUUUAUCAAAAUGUUAUUAACUAUUCAGUUUAGCAACUGAUAACACACCCAGUAAUUAAUCCUAUAUUGCUACUGUAUUUUUUCUAGUUGAUGUGCCUGCCUAGAAAAACAUAAUAUAUAAUAAAGUUCAAUUUGUAUAUUUUUCUAUAGGAAAAUUAGUUAAGUUUUCCUCAUCUCCUAUGAUAUUUAGCUAUCCAUAGUAUGACAGAUCUGUUAAUGAGUGGCUUCUAGAAUGGUGGCAAAUUCUGAAAUUGUCAACCUUUGAUAAUGGUCAUGCUAAGGUUUAACUUCUGUCACUCCUCUAGAUACAUGAAUUUUGCAAUUUGAUCGCUAAAUAGUAGUGAUCCUUUUAAGCAGGAAUUAUAGCAAUUUUCUUGCAAAUCAAUUAUUUAUGUCUACUUGUUUGGAAUAAUGUCUUAUUCUGAAUUCUCUUAAGCAUUUCUAAAAGCAUGAAAUACAAGUUCAUAAUUUGCACAGUAUAAAUGGUAAGUUUUCAGAGGAAAUAAAGACUGUUUUCAAUGCCUUUGAGGUGUGGCAUGCAAUUUUUUUCAUGUUAGAAUUUGGUAUACAUGCCAAUAACUUAAAGAUUAUCUUGGACCUGAUAUUUUUAGUUUUACCAUUAUUUAAAUAAUUAAUCAUUGAACUGUAUACUUGAUUUUCUUUUUAAGCAUCUGCCAAUGAGUUUAGUUGUUUGCUUGUAGGAAACCAUUCCAGAUGCCAGCAUUGAUGUCAAUAUCAAAUAAAGGUGGAUUGGACCCUG
Molecule: messenger RNA, 5100 nt
Organism: Ochotona curzoniae (black-lipped pika)
Lineage: Eukaryota; Metazoa; Chordata; Mammalia; Lagomorpha; Ochotonidae
Gene: CHM
Product: CHM Rab escort protein
Exons: 15
Coding region: 22-1968 (648 amino acids)
Biological process (GO): small GTPase-mediated signal transduction; intracellular protein transport; protein geranylgeranylation
Cellular component (GO): cytosol; Rab-protein geranylgeranyltransferase complex; cytoplasm
Molecular function (GO): GDP-dissociation inhibitor activity
Source: RefSeq, a predicted model, not a curated record